Messenger RNA from Emericellopsis cladophorae, 1827 nucleotides. Its product is annotated as putative membrane protein-like protein. Lineage: Eukaryota; Fungi; Ascomycota; Sordariomycetes; Hypocreales; Bionectriaceae. Gene Ontology annotation, molecular function: glycerol channel activity; water channel activity. The transcript has a single exon. Bases 1 to 1827 code for a protein of 608 amino acids. The record is from RefSeq and is a predicted model, not a curated record. Gene Ontology annotation, biological process: water transport; glycerol transmembrane transport. Gene Ontology annotation, cellular component: plasma membrane.
AUGCCCCCAUCCCAAACCGACUACUUUGUCGACCGCCCCCAAACAUCUGACGAACCCGAGGGCACGACCGCAAGGACACCGGCAUCUGGCUAUGCCCUGACCAACGUCGGCAGCGUGCGGGAGCGCAUACCGGCCACCAUCCCAGACGAAGAGGGAGGAGGCCAAAAUGGCGGAGACCUUGGCGUCAGAAAUAGCGCUCGCCCGCCCGAGCCCAGCAACCGCAGGGCGCUCUCCAGCGGCACACGAGGUCCAUCUCAUUCUCACCAACCCCUCCAACAGUCGACGACAAACGUGACCGACAGAGCCACUGCUCCUGCACGGCGGCCCCAGACACUGGAUCGUCAGGGGUACACCGAUUAUCCCCAGCGCGGCUGGGCCGACGAGGGCUACUAUGAAGACAACCCCUGGUACGACGCCCCAGCUCGGAAACCCGUCUUCAGUCUUGGAAAACCGCUCCCUCACGUCGUCCGACGAAGGCGUAGACGGGUCAAGCAUGCCGCGCCCAAAGACAAAGGCGACGAGGAGCAGGGACAGGUCAUCGAGGACGUGCCUGAAGUCGUUGAGCCAGAAGGCGAUGUCGACGACGACGCCUCGACAAUGUACUCGCGGAGAGAUCGGCAGUCUCAGUCAAGACUGGGCGACGACGCUUUGGACAACAGGAUACCCCAGUCCACAGUCGGCGGUGUAGCCCACAGCAACAAGCGGAACGAAGCUGGUUUGCCCGUGUUCGACUAUGUUCCCGGUCCAGCCAGGCGGAUGGACAGUGGGCUGGCGCCCCAGCAGAGCAGGAACAGCAUGCAGCCGCCGGAGCGUGUGCAGUCCGGUGUCUCGAGAAGCGCGCCGUCCUUCAAGAUCGACGGCGAACCCAUCGGGCACCAUGAACAUGCAGAGGUGGAGAGAGGCGAGAAAUCACCAGACGAGCUGCGGAACUGGUGGGCACGCGUGAGGGCGCGGCAUCCCGAGCCACUCGCUGAGUUCCUGGCCACCGGCAUGGCGCUGUUCCUGGGCCUCUGCGGCACCCUGAGUGUGAACCUGUCCCAGGCGCUCAACGACACGUACGGCAGCUUCGAGACGUCGUGCUGGUCCUGGGGCUUUGGGUGGAUGUUUGGCAUCUAUCUCGGCGGCGGCGUGUCCGGCGCGCACCUGAACCCAGCCGUGUCCCUCAGCUUCUCCAUCUUUCGCGGGUUUCCAUGGCGGUCGUGUGCCGUGUACGUCUGUGCGCAGUUCAUCGCGUCCCUCGCGGCCGCGGGCCUCGCGUACGGAUGCUACGCGGACGCUAUCCACCAGCUCGACCCGGGCAUGACGCAAACGUCAAAGGCCUUCUUCACGACGCCCAAAGAUUUUGUGUCGGUCAAGUCGGCCUUUCUCAACCAGGUCGUCGGCGGCGCCAUCAUGAUGAUUGCCAUCUUUGCGCUCGGCGACGACCAGAACAAUCCGCCCGGCGCGGGCAUGCACGCCUUCAUCCUCGGCCUGCUGGUCACGACGCUCAAGUUCACGCUCGGCUUCAAUGUAGGCACGGCGAUCAACCCUGCGAUCGACUUUGGCCCGCGCGUGGUGGCGUACGCCGUGGGCUAUCGUGAACACAACGUCUUUGGCACUUGCUGGUGGAUAUACGGACCCUUUGCGGCCACCUUGAUCGGAUCCAUGCUUGGGUGUGUCAUCUACGACGGAUGCAUCUUUGUGGGGAGCGAGAGCCCCAUCAACUAUCGCAUGCAAGGGUCUUGGAAAGAGAAGACGAGGCGCUUCUGGUCGCCAUUCGUCUCAGGGAGCAGGAAGAAGACGGCUGCGAAGGAUGUUGAUGAGGAUGAGGGCAGUUCGAGCCAGUAG